CAAUGAGCGUGGAAUGAAAGAGUGCCACUUGACAUCAACACACGGGAUAGAAACACACACACACACACACACACACACACACAGGGAGCUGAUCCCAGGAGUCAGCUGACAUUUGACUCCGUAGAAGUCAGGUAUCAGUCAUUAUGGAGGUAACCUGGAAACAGCUGUACAGUUUGGGCUUUUCAGAAGCUUAACAAUGGCACAGUUGUCGUGUGAAAAAGGAGGAAAAAGAGGUGUUUGACUUACUGACUGUGAGUGACAGAGAGUCCAGGGUACGGCAAGGUUGUGUGUCUAUCUUAGGAAAGGCCCAGACUGAAGGUGGGAGGAGAAAGGAAGGAAGUAAGCUGUAAUAUGUCCAGCACUGAAAGGGGUGUGAAGGAGGCUAUAGACCACUCCUGGAGGCAACACUGUUGGAUUUACCUGAGCUAUUUCUGAUAAUAACAUCUCUCUGGACAAAUAGGCUUGUUCUAUUUUUACCAACCUACGUUUCUCCUCUCUUUAUUUGCGGCACUAGAAACAUACACAGAGAUAAUCAUAUUGGUGACUGCUGUGCUUAUAUGCAGUCCCACCAGUUAUGUAAAAUCACCCUCAAUCAGUUCACUUAGUCUGCACAAUCAGCAGCCUUCUAACAUUUAGUCACACACGGUCAUCCAACUGCAGCCACAACAGACAUAGAAUAGAAUUCACCGGGCACCAUGGCGAACUCCCGUGAGAAGAACCUGGAGGAGGACGCGGUGUUCGAGCCGGUGACCGAGGCCUGCCCGCACUUCCUGCACAGCGAGGCAGAGCGCGGUGCCGUUGAGUGCCUGCUGAGUAACGGGCCCGGAGCCUUCUACACGCGGCUCAAUGCCGAGCGCCUCGGCCCCUUCCUCUCGCCCGACGAGGUCAACCAGGUCAGCGGCUGGGCCCAGGACUACCGCUGCAGCGAGGUGGUGGUGGAGGAGGAGAUGGAGAUGGAGGCGGCCGUCGGCUUCGACCAGAUGGACGGAGAGGGCCAGGGAAUGAUGGACUUCUCGGCGUGCUACUUCCCCACGCACUCGGACACCCCUGCCCCUCCCCUGGAGCUGGGCUGGCCGGAGAAGGAGAGCUGGGACUGCAUGGGCCAAGCCAGGGUGUACACCAGCCCACCAGUGGAGGAUGCGCCGCCUGUGCGAGAGGUGGUGAGGAAAUUGCUACAAGGGGCCAAAAAGCUCAUCGCCAUAGUGACAGACAGUCUCUCAGACAGCACUGUGAUUGGCGACCUUCAUUCAGCUGCUUCACUUGGCGUCCCUGUCUACAUCAUCCUCAACCAGAGGUCCGUUCAGGAGAACUUCACCCCACACAGGCUUCGACAUCCCAACAUGAGGGUGCGUGUCUUGGGAGGCAAGACCUUCUGCUCUAGAGAAGGGAAGAUGGUUGUGGGGGAACUGAAGGAGAAUUUUAUCCUGGUUGACCUGGAGAAGGUAAUGGUGGGAAGUUACAGCCUCACAUGGUCAGACGCCCACCUACACCGACAGCUGGUGAUGGUGAUGAGCGGCCCGGUGGUGGAAUCCUUCGACCGGGAGUUUCGAAUCCUCUUUGCCAACUCGCUCCCGAUCCCUGACACUUGGAAGGGUGGGCGGCCCAUCAUCGGGGGGCUCAUAGACGAGGGUCUGGUUGCCAUGAACCGCCCCGAAAGGCUGGACCCGAACUCUAGCAAGCCUUUUCUGCCGGAGAUAAUCCAUAGCCCUCCGCCGUCCUUCACUGAUCAACCCAUCGACUGGGAGGCCUUGGGAGUGAUUCCAAGGGGCCCUGACGCCACUUGCCUGCUCGCCAGUCCCCCGCCUGGCCUCUUAGACGGGCAAGUGCAGUACAGUAUAUUUGAGGAGCCAUUGAUUAUUGAGGAGAAGCCAAUCCCACAGCAGUAUAAUGUCCCACAAUCUAAACUACUCUCGCCCCAGGAGAACAGGACAGGCAUCAAUUCAGCCUUUGGGAAGACUAGGCUGGAUAAUCACAUAAAUUAUGGGCCUCUGAGGAGAUUGUCCAGCACAGACAAGCUCAAUGAGCAGGAGAUCAUGAGAAGUCCUAGGGGCGAGCCAUCAUUGUCUCCCAGCAGUAGAAAGGAGUUUGCGGUCAGAAGGGGUUCCUACCCUGAUGAGGCCAAAAUGGAGCAAAACCAGACCAAGCCUAAAUCAACAAAAGCAAAGAAACCUCUAAUUCUACGAGUAGGCCUACCACAGAUGGAAGCUCGCUUCAGCUCGCUCAGUGACAUCAUGAAGAGACUCCAAAUCCGGCAGAGUACCAGCACACCGAAACGAGGGCCUAAGUCCGCCGUAACCGAUAUCAGCCGCUCUAUGAUGGACCUGAGCACUGGUCAGGCUGACUCAAACCACCGUCUCAAGGCCAAUUGUUAUGACGGACUGCCCCAGACUCCUGCUCAGGCCCUGAUGAGGCAGCGGACUGACGACAAGAACAACAGAUCCCCAAAGUCCUUCCUGUCUCCCAUGCCUUCCAUGCGGCCUCGCAGCUCCACCUUUGGCUACCAGAAGGAGUGGAGGUCGCCCACUAGGCAGCGGAGUGACGAGGAGUAGUAAUUCCAUGCAGAACUGCGUAUGACCGUUUAUUUAAGUCCUAGUUCCAUAGACAGCUUCUCGCGCAUGGUUCUAAGGACAGUGCUGACUUCUGAGGGACCUCAGACAGGACUACUGUUCAAACAGUGCAAAGGACAUCCAAGAGCUGGCUGAUGUGGAAUGACCAUGACAUUUGGUCUCUUUUUUUCCAAUUGUAAGACCAUGAACGCAUCAACACAAUGGUGUGCUCCAUUACUAGGGUGUCUGGCCCUGUUAAAAAAAAAAAAAAAAGUGAACGUUAAGCAACCAACUUUUUUCCCAUGAAAGUAGGUCAAAUAACCUUCCUUAUCCUUUUUUUUUUUUGCUUCACCCAUGUGACAUGUUCUUACCUUGCAAUGUAUUGUUUUGCAUAAAACCAUUUUGGUGUUGAUAAAUAGCAGCAAUACUCAGAAGAACAACACCUUACACCAGCAAGGUCAUCCAAACUAAAGGAGUGCCUUCAAUUAUCAUAUUGUAGCAGCCACAUGACGGGAUGCAAUUGGGAGUUUCAACCCCUUGAGGAAUAUGCCUACAAUAGGAAGUGUUAUUAAAAUGUUACUAUUCUGAAGGUGUGCUUGAUGAUAGGAAUUUCACUAUUAAAUAGCGGACAGAGUACAUUUUAGAUCUGCACAGAUCUAGAUUUUGUACAGAGAAAAAAAACCCACUUCUCCAAGGAUUAAGUGCUGUUAAAAAUAGUCCUUUCGGAGGUGCUCUCUUUUCACCUCUAAUCUACUGCUGUGAAUCCUUUAGUUAUCGUUAUGGUUAUGGUUAUAAGAUUUGGCAGACACUUUUGUCCAAAUCGACAUAGUGAAAUUAAAAAAGUUGGUCAGACUACAUUAGGGAGAAUAUAGCAAUCAUAAACAAUGUUGCCAAUUCAAUCAAUAGCCUUAUGAAAAUAAACAAAGAAAAUGAAGGAAAAUAGCAAAUAAUGUCCAUGCAAUCAAUAUAGUUACAAUAAGAAUGGCAUGGAGUCUAUAUUUAUGUAGGAGAAUAGCAAUAUUAGCAGUGUAAGGUGAAAGGACUGAGCAUGCAGGAAGUGUAUGCCAGGAGAAAAUGUCCAAUUUUGUUAUGCAAAAAUGAGCCUGAUAUAUAUAUGAUAAUUUCUUGCCUAGUUUAUAACAGGGAACUCUUUGUUGUAUUCAUCCACAAUUGUAAAAAAGUGAAUUGUAAACAGUAUACAUACACACUGUAUUAAAAUGUAAAAGUGUCAUAGAACUUUUAUAGAACUUAUGUGGACAAGUUUGUGAACAUUAUGGUAUUAUUGUUGGUCUGAGUGAACCUGAGAAUUUUAUUUUAUACACAAUAGACAAUAACAUUGUAAAUACAUGCUUAGUUAUGUAUUUAGAGUUACGUUUUUGACUUCUAAAUAAAAUGUUUAUUUUAAACUGUA
Sardina pilchardus (European sardine) is the source of this 3957-nucleotide messenger RNA. It is a transcript of the gene sack1e, whose product is annotated as family with sequence similarity 83 member E. Gene Ontology annotation, molecular function: protein kinase binding. The coding region runs from base 696 to 2549 and encodes 617 amino acids. Gene Ontology annotation, biological process: signal transduction. The transcript is spliced from 9 exons. NCBI's taxonomy places the organism in Eukaryota, Metazoa, Chordata, Actinopteri, Clupeiformes, Clupeidae. The record is from RefSeq and is a predicted model, not a curated record.